Molecule: messenger RNA, 3475 nt
Organism: Ostrea edulis (European flat oyster)
Lineage: Eukaryota; Metazoa; Mollusca; Bivalvia; Ostreida; Ostreidae
Product: NAD-dependent protein deacetylase sirtuin-2-like
Exons: 17
Coding region: 163-1251 (362 amino acids)
Molecular function (GO): NAD+ binding; histone deacetylase activity, NAD-dependent
Source: RefSeq, a predicted model, not a curated record
GGCAAUACACUGCUGUACUUUCAUUUCAGCGUUUGGCUUGACACUUGAGUUGACAGUUGACUGAUGAAACAACUUCUAUUUAUAAAUAUGUGCUACUUAACAGCUUAAUAGUAAUUUAGUUUAUUCUUUUGAAAAAGAUACAAUCAUUAUUUUGGAAUAAAUAUGGCAGAAAAAUCUGAGAAAACCACAGAUGGGAAUGGGGACAAGAAUGAACCUAAAGUACACCCUGCGGACAUGGGUUUGGUGGAUUUGAUGAAACACUUGGAAACCAAGGAGCCUCCAAAGCAAGAGUUAUCUUCUGUGGAUUUAGCAGGAAUUGUCCAGUUCAUUAAAGACAAGAAGGCCACAAACAUCAUCACAAUGGCCGGAGCAGGAAUAUCAACAUCGGCUGGUAUCCCAGACUUCAGGUCCCCGGAGACAGGACUGUACCACAACCUAGAGAAGUACAACCUCCCCAACCCACAGGCCAUAUUCACUCUGGACUAUUAUCAGGAAAAUCCUGAGCCCUUUUGUAUGUUAGCAAGAGAACUGUGGCCCGGGACUUUUAAGCCAACACCAUGUCAUUAUUUCAUUAAAAUGCUGGAUGAACGUGGACUGUUAAAACGACACUACACACAGAACAUUGAUACUUUAGAGAGUAUGGCUGGCCUGGAUCCUGAUAAGCUUGUGGAAGCUCAUGGGUCAUUCAGUAAGUGUCACUGUCUGAAGUGCCGGGAAUACUACUCACAGGACUGGAUGAAGGGGAAAAUUUUAGACAAAGAACUGGAAAUUCCAAAGUGUGAGAGGGAAGAUUGUGAUGGAAUAGUUAAACCUGAUAUUGUUUUCUUCGGGGAGAGGCUGCCUGUAAGAUUUGCCCAUUGCGUCUCGCAGGAUUUUAGUUCAUGUGACUUGCUGAUAAUUAUGGGGACGUCUCUAACCGUGCAGCCAUUUGCUUCACUUACAAGCAGAGUUCCAGAGGAGACUCCAAGGCUGUAUAUCAACUUAGAGAAGACAGGAACCGGACCAACUAAUCCAUUUGCUAUGCUUAUGUUUGGAGGUGGUUUCAAAUUUGAUGAUGAAGAUAACUACAGAGAUGUCUUCUUGGAGGGUACUUGUGAUGAUGGCUGUUACAAACUGGCAGACAUGUUAGGAUGGGGAGAUGAACUUCGCAAAAGAGUGAAACAGGAACAUAAGAGAAUUGAUGACGAAAAUGUUGGUCAGAAAGGAAAUACAAAAUCAACUUCAUCACCAAAAACCAAAGCCAAGCAUUAAUGUUAAAUCCAUCAAGAAUUUACAGUUCAAUGGAUUUUGAAAAUGCAAAGCAUCAAUUGUGAUUUGGACAAGUGGCCCUUCCAGUGGUGGUUCAUCGGUUAGAUGUUCAGGGUCCCAUUCAAAUUCCACAUUUAGGAGCUUUUCAUAAUGCUCUAGCCAAGUUUUCUCCUUUGCUUCUUGGUUCAAUGACAUCUCACCUGCGUCAUUCUUUACUGGUUUGUCGCCCACAACAUCAACAUUCUCCCUUUAUACAUUGAUACAUGUACAUAAGUUUUGACAUUAUAGUCAUUACAAUCAUUAAGAUGAUUUUUCAUGUACCACCAGACUUUUUCAUUUUUGAAUGUUAUUGUAUAGAUGUAAUGAUAUAUUUUGUAUGAUCAUGUAUAGAUUAUUUACAUUUGGGUUUUUUAUUCAGCAUUGGAUUUUUUUUUUUAAUUUAAGGUUCAUGCACCCUCAUAUCCUACUAAAAAAAAAACCACAAAAAACUUUACAACUUUCAUUUAAUCACAUUAAUCUUCCACAUAAAGUUUUAGCAUACACACCAUCCCAGUCAUUUAUGUUAAUAUAAACGAGCAUCUCAUUCAAAGAGUAUAUCCUUAUGUCACACUGUAUUUAAUAGAUAUAUAUUUAUUUGGUGUUAAAAUGGAAUCUAAUGUAUUAGCAUUUACCCGUGUUUUGUUCGUGGUAAUUUUGUACUUUUUUUAAUGCAUUGUUUUUAGCUCGCCGGAGCGGAAAGCUCAAGUGAGCUUUUCUGAUCGCCUGUUGUCCGUCGUCUGUCCAUUUGUAAACCUUUUUACUUUUUCAACUUCUUCUCCAGAACCACUGGGCCAAUUAUAACCAAACUUAGCCAAAAGCAUCCUUGGGUGAAGGGCUUUCAAGUUUGUUCACAUGAAGGGCCAUGCCCUCUUCAAAGGGGAGAUAAUCGCAAAAAUAGGGUGGGGUCAUUUAAAAUUCUUCUUCUCAAGAACCACUGGGCCAGAAGAGCUGAGAUUUAUAUGUAAACUUCCUGACAUAGUGCAGAUUCAACUUUGUUAAACUCAUGACCCCUGGGGUUAGGAUGGGGCCAAAUUAGGGGAUCAAAAUUUUACAUGCAAAUAUAUAGGGAAAAUCAUUAAAAAUCUUCUGAAAAAUCACUGGCCAGAAAAGUUUACAUUUACAUGAAAGCUUCAUGACAUAGUGCAGAUUCAAUUUUGUAAAAAUCAUGGCCCCCAGGAGUAGGUUGGGGCCGCAAUAGGGAUCAAAGUUUUACAUUCGAAUAUAUAAGAAAAAUCUUUAUAUACAUGUAUGAGCUACGGUGACUCUGGUGAGCGAUGUGGCCCAUGUGCCUGUUGUUUCAGUUAUAGCACUGACCUUUCAUUUGCUAGAAGAUAUAGAUAUUAGGAGUCCAGGUUAUUUGUAUUGUGAGGAUAUAAAAUCAGCAUUGUUUUAUAUCUCCAUAAUACACCGUACUAUUAACCAAGAAAUUCAAUAUGCCAUUAGAAAGUUCGCUCUGAACUUCAAGUUUUCUUAAUGGUUAUAACAAACAUGCCUAUGAUGAAUUCCCACUUAUUGCGAAGUGAUAUUUAUUGCCCUUGUGACAGGAAAAUCACAACAAACAAAGGUUACAAUGAACUGUUUUUGCUGGCCAUAGACGUUCAUUAUAACCAUGUUUUACUGAAUAACGAAGUUUGGUUAUAAUGAUGUUUUUUGCUGGUUCUGGAGAUUCACUAUAACCGUGUUUUACUGUAUAUUGAAGUUUGGUUAUAAUGCACUGUUUUUUGCUGGCCCUGGAGGUUUGCUAUAACCGUGUUUUACUGUAUAGUGAUGCUUGUUAUAAUGAACUGUUUUUUGCUGGUCCUAGAGGUUUGCUAUAACCUUAUUUUACUGUACUAAUUGUACAAGUGUACAAGUAUUUUAAUAUCAUUGACUGUUUUAUGCUAUAAACUGGUAUUUUUUGUUGUUAUGUGGUAAAUUAUUUUUAUGAUGUUACUGUACUCUAUUUGUAGGUGUUGAUACUAAUCAUUUCUUAUUGACUGCAAGUCAUAUCCAACAAAAGUGCAAUAUGUCAUAUUGAUGAGUUCCUGUGAUAAUGAUGUGUUUCUAUUAACUGCUUUACUCUAUCAAUCUAAUUAAGAUAGAUCCUUGACCCUCCCUACAUGAGUGGAUCAAAGAAUCUAAUUUCAAUUACAUUGCAGACAGCAAAACUUUUCAUUUAAAUGACACAUGCAGUAAAUUAUUUAUGACC